AUGCUGGUUUCCAAUAAUUCAUAUGGUCCCCAACCUUUUAUUCUUAAUGGAAUUCCUGGUCUAGAAAGAGUACACGUAUGGAUCUCCCUUCCAUUCUGCACAAUGCAUAUCAUCUCUCUUGUGGGAAACCUUGGCCUUGUGUACCUCAUUCAUCAUGAGGAGUCCUUAUAUCCCACAGUGUAUUUCUUUCUGGCCAUGCUGUCCCUCACUGACCUCAUUACCUGCACCACUACACUACCCAAUGCACUCUGCAUCUUCUGGUUCAAUUUCAAGGAAAUUAACGUCAACACUUGCUUAGUCCAGAGGUUCUUUGUUCAUGGCCUCACAGGUGUGGAGUCUGGUGUGCUCAUGCUCAUUGCUCUGGACCACUGUGUGGCCAUUUGCUACCCAUUGCAUUAUGCUACCAUACUCACUAACCCUAUCAUUGCCAAAGCUGCACUUACCACCUUCCUGAGGGGUGUGUUGCUGAUGAUUCCUUUCCCAUUCUUGGUCAAGCAUUUGCCCUUCUGCCAAAGUAAUAUUAUCUCCCAUACAUAUUGCGACCUCAUCUCAGUGGUGAAGUUGUCCUGUGCCAGCAUCAGGAUCAAUGUCAUCUAUGGUCUGAUGGUUGCCCUCCUGAUUGGAGUGUUUGACAUCUGCUGUAUAUCUGUGUCUUACACUAUGAUCCUUCAGACUGUGGUAAGCCUUUCAUCAGCAGAUGCUCGGCAGAAGGCCUUCAGCUGCUGCACUGCCCAUAUAUCUGCCGUCAUCAUCACCUAUGUUCCAGCAUUCUUCACUUUCUUUACCCACUGUUUUGGGGGACAGACCAUUCCCCCCUCUCUCCAAAUCAUUGUGGCUAACCUUUAUCUUCUACUUCCCCCAGCUCUCAACCCCAUCUUUUAUGGGAUAAAGACUAGCAUCAGAGACAGUGUCAUAAAGCUCUUCCAGGGUGAGAAAUGUACACGUAUGCAGGACAAUUGA
Molecule: messenger RNA, 960 nt
Organism: Zalophus californianus (California sea lion)
Lineage: Eukaryota; Metazoa; Chordata; Mammalia; Carnivora; Otariidae
Product: olfactory receptor 52N5-like
Biological process (GO): G protein-coupled receptor signaling pathway
Cellular component (GO): membrane
Molecular function (GO): G protein-coupled receptor activity; olfactory receptor activity
Source: RefSeq, a predicted model, not a curated record